GCGCGAGCGAGCGGGCGAAGCAAAGCACAUCACGAUUCACGAGCCAGCCAGCCUGCGGGGGAGCUCAUUAAAGAGGGAGCGGCCGGCCGGGGGGAGCAAGCAGCGCGCGAGAGAGACAGCAGAGAUGGCGAUGCCGUAUGCCUCUCUUUCCCCGGCAGGCGCCGACCACCGCUCCUCCACCGCCACCGCGUCCCUCCUCCCCUUCUGCCGCUCCUCUCCGCUCUCCGCGGGUGACGUAGGAGGCGGCAGGCUGGGGUACGACGCGCAGAUGAGCGGGAGAUGGGCGGCGGCGAGGUCGCCGCCGUUCACGGCGGCGCAGUACGAGGAGUUGGAGCAGCAGGCACUCAUAUACAAGUACCUGGUAGCCGGCGUGCCCGUCCCGCCGGAUCUCGUGCUCCCCAUCCGCCGCGGCCUCGACUCCCUCGCCACCCGCUUCUACGGCCACCCAACACUUGGGUAUGGAUCGUACUUCGGCAAGAAGCUGGAUCGGGAGCCGGGCCGGUGCCGGCGUACGGACGGCAAGAAGUGGCGGUGCUCCAAGGAGGCCGCCCCGGACUCCAAGUACUGCGAGCGCCACAUGCACCGCGGCCGCAACCGUUCAAGAAAGCCUGUGGAAACGCAGCUCGUCCCCCAGUCCCAACCGCCCGCCACCGCCGCAACGCCCCUCGCAGUUGCCACCAACAGCAGCAACUUCCAGAACCAUUCCCUUUACCCGGCCAUUGCCGGCAGCACUGGUGCAGGCGGGGCCAGCUACAUCUCCAGGCCGUUCUCCUCGUCGUUGGUGUCUGCACAGCUGCACAUGGACAAUGCUGCCAGUUAUGCAGCUCUAAGUGGUGGAACAGGCAAAGAUGUCAGGUAUACUGCUUACGGAAUAAGAUCUUUGGCAGAUGAGCACAGUCAGCUCAUUACAGAAGCUAUUGAUUCAUCCAUGGAGAACCAGUGGCGCCUUCCGCCAUCUCAUAACUCUCCGUUCCCUCUUUCGAGCUACCCCCAGCUUGGGGCACUGAGUGACCUGUGUCAAAACACAGUCGACUCUCUCUCGAAGAUGGAUAGGCAGCCACUUUCCUUCUUAGGGAGUGAGUUCGGAACCGUCGACUCCGUGAAGCAGGAGAAUCAGACGCUGCGGCCCUUCUUCGACGAGUGGCCAAAGGCAAGGGACUCCUGGUCAGGCCUUGCUGAUGAGAAUGCUAACCUCUCGUUCUCGGCGACCCAACUGUCGAUUUCCAUACCGAUGGCGUCCUCGGACUUCUCGGUGGCCAGCUCCCAAUCGCCGAACGGUGACUGAACAUCGUGAUGUCUCUGAGCCAAGUAUUGGUUGCUGUUGCGUUCUGAGUUUCUUCAGGCCCUUGCCUCCACCGUGUGCAGUAGCUACAAAAACAAUCUAUGCUUCUGUAAUUUAUCAGCCUUCGCCGUGUCAGAUGUACCAAACAAAGCGACUCCAUAGUCGCCUGAUGAGAUCGUUUUCCUUGGGCUCAACGCUUUGUGUGGCCCCAUUGAUCAAUUCA
This is a messenger RNA of Phragmites australis (common reed), 1505 nucleotides long. RefSeq names its product growth-regulating factor 4-like. Gene Ontology annotation, molecular function: ATP binding. The record is from RefSeq and is a predicted model, not a curated record. Gene Ontology annotation, biological process: developmental process; DNA-templated transcription; regulation of DNA-templated transcription. Gene Ontology annotation, cellular component: nucleus. Lineage: Eukaryota; Viridiplantae; Streptophyta; Magnoliopsida; Poales; Poaceae. The transcript has 5 exons. Bases 125 to 1285 code for a protein of 386 amino acids.